GAGAGUCAAAAGCACAAUCCCCUACAGUUAACGUACGAACGACCCGAAACCAGAUGCCUCCAAACAGAGGAACAAUCCUAUGCAUGUAAUACAGCCAAGCGGCUUCCAACUUACUUUACAUCCCUAAAAGUUCCUAAUCUUUUCGUCCAAAUUUAAUAGAAACAAGAUUAUCGGUUCACCAGCGCUUUGCAGGAUUUUUAUUAAUAAAAUUUUAAUUAUAAUUUGAUAAAACAAUAUUCAUUUUUAAUUUGUGUUAAUAAAUGUCGUCCAUUUUAGUUUUUUUUUUAUUUACAAUAAACACAUCUACAAGCAAGUGGAAUAUAUCCUUAAUUACUUUGUAUUUUGAGGAUGUCCGUAUCAUUCGAUCCAAAAACUUGUGUUUUACGCAAUAGACCCUCAAAUGAUAACUACAUUUGACGUGAUUUGCACAGGAUACUAAAACACCAAGCUACCUAUACAAAAUCAGAAACACAUAAUAUUACAGAAAACAAAGUUUCAUAUAUUUUUGAAAAAAGAAAAAGAAAAAUAUAUAUACAUGAAUUUUAUUUCUUUAUUCAUUCAUAUAUAAACUUAUAAGAACACAAGAUCUUAUUGAAAUGUAGAAUUAAUAGCACACGGUUUCAACAAAAUCCAAAUCGUACUAGUUAAGUCAAUCCUAUCAAUAUCCAAAGUUGUUAAUAUGUGAUCAAAUAAGACAAACAGAAACUAUAGAUGAUUAUAAUAUAAGAUAAUAAAGCUUCAAGAAAGUAAGAUGAGAGUUCCUUCUCCAAAACUUAAAAAUAUCCACUCACAACCAACACCAAACGGCUACAUCACUUUGGCCGACCACAAGAUCUUGCACUUGAAGUAAAAGAAAUACUCAAUUCCUCAUCAUUUUAAGUCAUUAAUGUAAGUUAAUUAAUAUAUUUAAACAAUAAGAGAGGCAAAAGGUGAGAGAGUAUCACUUUUCGGCUUGAUCUGGUUCAAUUCCGUGGAAACCAUUCUGAUCUGUCGACUUGAUUCAGAAAAUCAGAUAGACCAAAUUUUUUUUUGAAUAACUUUAUAAUAAUAUUUAUCCAACUAUUUUAUAGAAUAUAAUUUUAAAAAUAUUCUAACGUUUCUCUCUAAUUUAUGACGGAUGUAAGAGUUUAUUUGGCGUACUUGGUUUAUUUGAUUUGAGGAUAUAUAAACCAAUUUAUCUAUACAGUUCCUUAAUUGAUUCGGUAUUUGUUCGGUUUGUUUUGUAUGUUUUGCUUCAAAUUUCCUCCUGUACCAAAUAAGCUGAUAAAAAUUAACAAUAAGAGUAGUAAUCAUCCUCUCCACCAAUAAACAACUAUAAUCAUCACAAAAAGCUUCUUAAGAACCCUCGACCACUUCUCUUCUCUUCUGAACAUAGAAACCACACACACACACAAAAUCACAAACAGAAAGAUAAAAGAAAAAAUGAGCACAGCAAGAUUCAUCAAGUGUGUGACUGUCGGAGAUGGAGCCGUGGGGAAGACUUGUAUGUUAAUUUCAUAUACCAGCAAUACUUUUCCUACGGAUUAUGUUCCGACAGUUUUCGACAAUUUCAGUGCGAACGUGGUGGUCGAUGGAAGUACGGUCAACCUCGGCCUCUGGGAUACUGCCGGGCAGGAGGAUUAUAACAGGCUUCGGCCUUUGAGUUACAGAGGUGCAGAUGUAUUUUUAUUGGCAUUUUCCCUAAUUAGCAAAGCCAGUUACGAGAAUAUUUACAAAAAGUGGCUGCCGGAGCUGAAACAUUAUGCGCCUACCAUCCCCAUUGUGCUCGUCGGAACCAAAUUAGACUUGAGGGAUGACAAGCAGUUCUUGAAAGAUCAUCCAGGAGCAGCUUCUAUAACAACUGCUCAGGGAGAAGAACUAAGAAAGAUGAUUGGAGCCGUCAGGUACUUAGAAUGCAGCUCCAAAACCCAACAGAAUGUGAAGUCAGUGUUUGAUACAGCGAUCCGGGUAGCUUUGAGGCCACCAAAGGCAAAGAAGAAGAUAAAGCCCUUAAAGACCAAGAGAUCAAGAACAUGCUUUUUCCUCUAAUAUUUCCGAAUUUAAAUAAUACAAGUAUUUCGUUUUUUUUUUGUUUUUUUGUAAUGACAAAAGGGAUUUAUUCGUCAUAAACAAUUUCAUGCCACCAGAGGCUGUUUCACGCUGAGAAAUAAUGGAUCACAUGACAGAGGUUAAUUAUAUAUAUAUAUAUGUCAGUGUUUUUCCAUUCA
This is a messenger RNA of Brassica rapa (field mustard), 2207 nucleotides long. RefSeq names its product rac-like GTP-binding protein ARAC2. The record is from RefSeq and is a predicted model, not a curated record. Gene Ontology annotation, molecular function: GTPase activity; GTP binding. Lineage: Eukaryota; Viridiplantae; Streptophyta; Magnoliopsida; Brassicales; Brassicaceae. Gene Ontology annotation, biological process: small GTPase-mediated signal transduction.